AUGACGGCAAACGCGGAAGAAGAAGCGAACGAAAAACGAAAAAGUACGUGUAUUCAAAUAUUCCAGGAAGAGGCAACCAAUGGAGAAAAGUGCUCGGAACGAGUGGUUCCCUGGGGGUCUGACAGGUGUCGCGUGCAACAAAUAGCUGAAUAUGGAAUCCAUUUCGUGACAUAAACAACGUGUCUGUUCUCAGGCGCCGGUGAUCAUCAGAUCCGUUCGAAACGACAAAAUGGGUAUGGAAAUGGAAUGUGGAAUAAUGGCAAUUUUCCGGGAGGUAACUGGAACGGACCAAACUCCAAUGGUAGACAAUUUUAGUAACACAAAAAUUCCAGAAGUUGUUUUCAGGAUAUGGUGGUUCGGGGCCGCAAGGACCUCCUCCAGAUGAUAGUAUAAAGGGUAGCGUCGGAACGAAAUCCGAAGAGAAGCAGCCGGAUGGAAAUCAGACAAAUGGACAGCAGGGGCAAGGUCCAUGGUGGCCCAACGGUUUGUGUUUUUUUUUCCGUUUUCAAAAACAAAAAUUGAAUUUACUCACCCCUAAUGCUACCUUCCUGUUUUUCAAGACACUGAUGUUUGUUCCAGGUGGCCAAGGCGGGUACUCUGGUCCCAGUGGGUACGGAGAAAAUGGACCGAAUAUGAAUAGUUACAAUAGCAACAAUGGUCCAAUGCCCUUCAACGGUGGGAAUAUGAACGGAAAUGGUAAUGGAAACGUGGAUGACGGCAUCAAAGGAAGCAUCGGAGGUGCUGUGGAGCCGACGAGAGCACCGUAUCCACCAAAUGGAUAUGGAGGCUAUGGAAACGGAAACGGAAACCGUCCGGGGUACGGGAACAAUAACGGUUACGGAGGCAAUCAAGGAUUUGGUUUUAAUCGAAUGGCCGGGGGAUACGGAAACAACUUCGGUCGGCCGAUUCUUCCGCGCGGCGAACGCUUUGUCCAUGGCAGACGUACUUGGAGAUACUAAAUAUGGUUUUGUUCCAUUCUCUCCACGCAACACGGUCCUCCAGAGAUGGAAAGUGGUCUUGGCCUCAGAAACGAAAAAAAAUUUAAGCUAUUUCGGUCCCGAAAAGAAACAUUUUUUUGCAAAUUUUUAGUUUUUUUCGAAAUCUUCAAAUCCAUGUAACUCAUUCAGUUUCUAACGAAUUGUAACUGUUUGUGGAUCAAAAAUUUGCGCGAUAAUUUUGUCUAUAGCUCCCAACUUUGAUUUUUCUGAACAAAAUUCUUCUUUUUCAGCCAUUUUUUUCGCAGAAAACCAGAAAAAAAGCAUUAUGGCAAUUUAAAUUUCCGCCGAGUUACGACUUCGCUACCGAGGCCACGCCUCUUUCCAUCUUCGAGCAAAUAUUAUUGUUGUUCUUUGUAAAAAUGCUUUCUGUAUAUUCUUUCCGUCACGAAAUUCUCUGUCUUUAACUGACAUUCUAUGAAUCUUACUUACCCUUUUUCUCUACCGCCUACUCUUUAGCAAUCAUCUGUACAAAACAAAAAUAGUACGAACGAGACAUGCUCAUAAAGGGGGCGGGUACCGUACAAUAAUUCGCACCAAGGCCACCAUGAAGAAAAUGUCACUACGCCUCCGCAGUAGCAUUCGUCGCAGUGUGCGUCAGAUGGGCCAGCAGUCAGACGACGCGUUAACUACUGAGAAGGCACCGUCUUCCCUUCAUUCAGUCGAAGACGAUGUCGUGGAGGAUGAUGUUGCUAGUGAGGCCGUUGCAGAAACUAGCGAGCCGAGUGAUAGCAUUUCUGAUAUUUUGUCUGACGACGCGCUACCCGUAACCGAGGGACUUACUGCCCGGUCAGGUUAGUUCUCAGUCCAGGUUCUUUAAAAUCGAGAAAGGCGUCCAAAAAGGCGCACACUCCUGCGAAUACAUAAAAAUUCUUUUUCAGAAAAUGUUAAAAGAAAGAAAGCGGAGUGGCACGUGUUAAUAACUGGCGGAGCGGGACAUCUUGCAGAACAGUUAGUGUUCGCGCUUAUCCAACAAGUCAGAGAAGAUGUUCGUCCGAGAGUCGCGGCCACAAUGGAAAGCAAAGUAGAGACUGAGGAAAUCGAGGAAAUUAGUUUGUCUGAAAAAAGUAUCGAUGAAAUGAUUGAUGAUGAAAUCACUGCACGUCUACAUAGUUUCAUUCGGAUUGUUCUUGUAGACCUCAUCUGUCCAGACAUGACCCGAUUCAAUGAGUGUGUCUCGUUCAUCAAAGUGAGUUAUAACAGAAAUUGAACCAUACCCCCAUUGCUUUAAGGGUUCUUUCGAUGACAAAGGAGUUAUGCAGAGUGCUUUGGAAUACGUUGACACUGUAUUCCAUUUGGCCGCCGUUGGAAUGACUGGACAAUAUGCGGUACCUUGAGUUUGACGUACUACGAUAAGUGAAAUAUUGCAGCAUAACCGCAAGGCAUGCAUGGAUAUCAAUGCAAUUGGAACUAUGAAUCUUCUCGACUGGAGCAAACAGUUUGGAGUCAAGCGCUUUAUUUAUACUUCAUCUAUUGGAGUUAUCUUCCAAGGAGAACCACUUGAGAACGCUGAUGAAAACGUGCCUUAUCCUCUCUUUGUUGGUUUUUUGCUUGGAACGUUUCAAUCCUAUCAUUUUAUCUGUUCAGUUCUAUAAUUACUAUUGUGAAUCGAAAGCGCACGCCGAACGCAUCGUUAGACAAGCUUCGUCGGAAAGAAUGAAGUGCUCCGUUUUGCGUUUCAAUGGAAUAUACGGACCCGGGGAGAAGAGAGUUACCGAAAGAGUUAAGGUAUGAAGCAUGUGCUUAAUGUGGCUUUGAUCGAAAAAACAUUUACAGAACUUUAUGAUAUCGGGUUGGUGGAUUGCUUGCUGUAAGCCCGAUGGCGUAGAAGCGCAGACACAGCUUUCGUCCGUAGACAACUGUGUUCACGGACUUUUGCGAGCCGAGAUAACAUUGCGCAACUGUGACGCACCACAUGCGCAGGUACUCUAUUCAAAAAAGGUUGUUCUCAACAUUUGACGUAUGUUUUCAGAUUUACAAUAUCAUGGACCCAGAGCCUGUUGGAACGUUUUCGUUCUGGUCUCCACUGAAUGAAGCGCUGGGAUUUUCAUGUUUUUUGGUCGACAUACCAUCUCACGUACUACGCUCUUGUGGUUAUGUCUCACAAGUCAUUUCAAAUAUUCUAAGAAUUGAUCCCAUUGUGUCGCUCUUGGAAGUGGACUUAUUGCUGACGAACAACACAUUUAACAUCAACAAAGCCCGUCGUGACCUUGGAUACAAUCCUCAUCCUGAUUCGAUGCCAGACGUAAGUGUCUCUAACUCAAUUAACAUAGUGUUCCGGGUUUUCAGAUAAUCUACAAAUACACAAGUGAACUAACCCCGGAGGGACUCGAAAAACAACACAAAAAGAACGUCGUUAUCAAAUGGAUAGUAUUCGUUUCUGUUGUUCUUUUCACUGUGCUGCUAGUCCAAAUACUGAAACUAAUUCUAACCGCAUUGAAUUUCCUUUCCUCUAAACGUCACACCUAUGCUUGAAAUUACCAUUUCCUCAUUUUCCAAUAUUAAUAGAUUUGUAGUGUAAAUGCAAAAUGACGAACAGUAAAUUAUGCAAAUAAAGAAUUUCUGACCAGCCUUUCCAGGCACAAAGUUCGUAGGUCUCAGAUCAAACUGUUAUCUGUGGUUUCUAUGAAAAGCGGUGAUCUUUCGAUGUGGACACAUCCUUAAGAGCAUUUCCGCAGUUAGCACUAUAAAAGCUGGAAACAUGGCAUCGCCCCUAUCGGCUACACUCAGUUCUCGGUACUCUUUUCUUAUUUCAGGUGUUUAAGGCAUUACAUCACUUGUGCUGUUAAUCAUUUCGGCGAUAGCACUUCUGUCGGGGUACGGUUCUUUAACAAUAUAACAAAAUGAUGUGUGAGAACUUUUUCAGAAUACAUGCGGACAGUUCGUUCAAAAUCGACACAACUAACUAUCAGUUUCUUCUUGACGAUCAGCCAUUCCGUUACCUUGCUGGUGAAAUUCAUUAUUUCCGAAUCCCAGCGACGAAAUGGGAAGAUCGACUAAAAAGAGUUCGGUCAAUGGGAUUGAAUGCAAUCACAGUGCCGGUUCCCUGGAACCUGCACCAAAUUGAAUACGAAUCGUGAGAAACGUGGUGAUAAGUUUGUGUUUAACCCAUCUAUUACAGCAUUCCCGAUUUCACAGGCAAUCUGGAUCUGUUCAAGUUCAUCCAAAUGGCUCAGGAUAAUGGGCUGUACACUUUAAUUCGAUUGGGUAAAACAAACAUUUCAAGUGAUUCGUUUAAAAAUCAGUUACUUUCAGGACCUUACAUUGCUGAUGAGUGGGAAAACGGGGGUCUUCCAUGGUGGUUGAUCAAGAACACACAUAUCACAAAGUACAGAAGUAGCAACUUGGCGUAAGUGUGAAUCGUUUCCACAAAUGCAUUCGGUUUGUUUUCAGAUUCAUCGCAGAAGUGUCACAAUGGUGGAACUACCUGCUACCAAAACUGACACCUCUAAUGAGAAAGAAUGGUGGUCCAAUCUUGAUGGCACAGAUUGAGCAUUAUUAUGGGUCCACUGGUAUUUGCGAUCAGGAUUAUCUUCUACAACUCGCAAACCUGGCUAAAAAGUACUUGGGCAAUGACGUGGUUCUUUACUCUGGUUAGUGUACCUCUAAACAUUGAAAUGUUUUGUUCUUGUUGCAGUUGACGUGCCAAUGAUGCCGUUUUUGCAAUGCGGAAGAGUUCCCGGAAUACUGCCAACCAUCGAAAUGAGUCCGAACAGUGACACAAGUGCAGCGAACGGUUGGUUCCAGCAACAACAAGCUCUUGCUGCUGGUGGUCCUCGAGUUGGCUCCCAAUUCCUGUUGGGUGUUUACAAACUGUGGGGCACUUCUGUGAAUGAUCCGUUUACUGAAGAUGUAAUUAUGAAAACACUUCAAGGUGAAUCAAAAACUACCAGUUUUAAAAAAAAUUAUGAUUUGCUUUGCAGCGGGUUGGGCGCUCAACGCUAGUAUGAGUUUUUACCUGGCUCAUGGAGGAACAAACUUUGCAUUUUGGAACGGAAACAAUGCACCAUACCCCGUAACUACGUCAUAUGACUGUUUCGCGCCGAUUUCUGAAUCAGGAGACACGGCGACCAUUCUGUUGGCCAUCAGGAACUUCAUCAACAACAUUCCGGGAUGGCCCAAUCGACCAACGAGUGUUCUUGCCAACAUUCCCAGGAAUAUUUACAGCGACGUGGAAAUGAAACCAACUGAUACACUUAUUGAUUUCGUAGUGUCCAUCAGUACGAAAUGCUGGCUCACUGAAUCGUUGCCGUUGACUGCUGAAGACAUGAACCAAGGAUAUGGAUUUUUGUACUAUCAAACUGUAAGACAAUUUUAUCACCAAUUAAGUAAACAAAGAAAAAUUUCAGAAUAUCACGAGCUGUGGAAGACUAAACAUCUCAAAGUACGCAGAUGACGCCUACGUUUACUUGAAUGGAAACUUUGUGGUACAUACAACGUUAGAUCUUGCUAGUAUUCAAAAUGAUAAUGUUGAGGGUGCCCUGUACAAUCAAAUGGCUGAUAUUCACAACAACACAAUUGACCUUCAAGGAUGCCACAGUGGUGAAAAUAUUUUGGAAAUUUUGGUGGAAAUUUCGGGGAGAAGUCACACGAUGUAUCCGUCAAUUUCAAAGGUAACUAUUUUGAACUCAACUGAACUGUAUGUAGAUUAAUUCAGGGACUCCAAGGUAAAGUUUUCUUGAACGAUAAAAUCAUUUCAAUCUGGAAUAACUGCCAAAUUCCAAUUGGAACCACUGAACUGAACAUUGUGAAAAACUAUGGAAUGAUUCGCGAACAAAUUGCCAGAAGCACAGUUAGGACUUUAUUUCUAAUCAAAGUUUCGACUAAAUCAAUUACAGAAAACAUCUGUGAACACUCAGCAACCAGCAAUAUUUACUGGAACGUUAACAUUGUCGUCGGACCCAAUGGACACUUAUAUUGAUACUCGUGGAUGGGGAAAGGGCUUCAUCACCGUCAAUCAGUACAACAUUGGCAGAUAUUGGCCAACUGAAGGUCCACAAGUCGGUUGAACUUUUGAAAUACACUCUGAUCAAAGUUGUUCAGCAAACUCUCUACCUCCCAUCUGAUUUCUUGCAAAAAGGCGUCAACACCAUCACUUUGUACGAGUUUGAAGGAGCCGGAUCCGCUUGUGGUGGACAAUCUACCUGCACAUUGAAGUUUCUCAAUUAUCUUUUGUUCAGUUAUUAAUACUUUUUUUGCCAAAAUAAAAGUUCUUUCCGUCAACUCUGUUCAUUAUCUAUAGUUGGCCACAUCAAAAUUUGACGUAUGCGGCGAAGAAACGAUAAGAAUCAAGGGUUAACAAGCUGAUAGAAAACUGCUUCCACUCUCAUCAGCAGUCAUGAGUUGGGUUGGCACUUCUAUACUUUUUUUCUGUUUGCUUUCCAGAGUUCUCGGGUAAAUCGCAAUAUUUCCACGAAAUAGUGAAAUUCUGGUGAAUUGUUCAGAAAAGACUCAUCGCCAUCAUUCCAAAUCGACAAAACAAACAGUCAGUUUCUGCUAGAUGGAGAACCGUUCCAGUACUUAGCCGGUGAGAUCCAUUACUUCCGAAUCCCUCACCAAAAAUGGGAUGAUCGUCUGAAACGGGUCCGUGCUCUUGGAUUCAAUGCGAUCACGGUGCCAGUUCCAUGGAAUUUGCAUCAAUACGAUCAGGAUGAGUGAGUUCUGAUCCAUAACCUUAUUAAAAAAAGAUUAUUAACCGUUGUAGAACCCCACAGUUUUUGGGAAACUUGGACUUGGUCAAGUUCAUCAAGACUGCAAAUGAUAACGGACUGUACACCAUUAUCAGAAUUGGUAUUCAGCAUUUCUCAUUCAUCACGCUUUGCUUCUAUCUGAAUUCACAGGUUCUGAAAGCAGAUUUCAGGAUCCCCAAUAAUAAAAAAUCUGACUUUACUUUUUUUUUUCUUAAGGAACCUGAAACCUGGCUUUGGAACCUGUAAAUUCAGAUAGAGCCCACACUUUUUUCUUACAGGGCCAUACAUUUCUGCUGAAUGGGACAACGGAGGUUUGCCAUGGUGGUUGAUCAGAAACACCAAAAUCAACAAGUACCGUACUAGUGAUCCAGCGUUAGUUUUAUGGAACUUCCAAACAACAACAUCGGGACCUUCUUGUUCAGAUUCAUGGAUGAAGUGACGCAAUGGUGGAAGCAUCUUCUGCCCAAAUUGUGGCCGUUGAUGAGAAAAAACGCCGGACCGAUUCUGAUGGUUCAGAUUGAGCAUUUCUAUGGGAAUCUUCAAUUCUGCGACCAAAGCUACAUGCUUGCAUUGGCGAACAUGGCCAGAGAGCAGUUGGGAAAUGAUGUCGUCUUGUUCACUGUCGAUGCUCCACUUGCGUUCUUCUUGAGAUGUGGAACCCUUCCGAACGUGCUCCCGACUAUUGAAAUGCGUCCGAAUACAGCAGCAGGAACAGUUGAAAGAUGGUUCAACUUGCAAAAGUCUUACAUGGCCGGUGCACCAGCAGUUGCAUCUCAUUUUGUCAUUAAUCCAUACAAAGUUUGGGGCCUGAAUGUAACCGAUAGAUAUCAGAACGAUGUAAUUAUCGAAACCGCUAAAAGUAAGUCAUGGUGAUUUUAUCUGACAUUUUUACACAUUUUCUUUAGCUGCAUUCGGUCUGAACGCCAGUAUCAGUUUCCACAUGACCCACGGAGGAACGAACUUUGGAUAUUGGAACGGCGCAUUCGAUCCCUACACAGUCACCACUUCUUAUGAUUCAUUUGCGCCCAUCGCUGAAGCUGGAGACGUCAAUGAGCUUUUCUUGGCAAUCAGAAACUGGAUCACUAAUAUUCCUGGCUGGGCUUAUAUGCCACCUUCAAUUCCAGCUAACUUGCCAAGAACCGCUUACCCCGAUGUUACGCUGACAGUUUUCGAUACUGUCUCCGGAUUCAUAUUGGGAACGAAUCCAGAGUGUUGGAGCAGUCCGGAAACACCCAGAACUGCCGAGUACAUUCGACACGGAUAUGGCUACGUGUAUUACAACACGGUAAAAAAGUUUCGGGUUCAAAUGUUCAAAUUAUGUGACUGUUCUUAGACUAUUAUCGACUGUGGAACCCUUUACAUUCCAAAGUUUGCUGACAAUGCAUACAUUUUCCUCAAUCGCAACUUUAUUGUAAGAAAUAUUUAAAUAAUUGCAGAUUCAAACACGUAUUUUCCAGGGUGCGCUAUACAAAGAUUUUGCUGAUAUUCAUAACAAUACCAUUGAAGUUCAAGGAUGUUUGGAUAACGUCAACUCGCUUGAGAUUAUUAUUGAAAUCACCGGACGAUCCAGCAUAAAUUAUCCAGUGAUGUCUAGAGUGAGCCCAUCUUGCGAACUGAAAAAAGUGAUAUCUGCAGGGAAUUCAAGAUAAUGUCUACAUGCACAAUGUGACUCUGGAAAACUGGCAGAGUUGUCAAGUUCCUAUCGAGACGUAUGAGAUCAGUAUGGUCAAGAACUAUGAAAAAGAUUCAGAAACAAGUGUUGCACAAAAAUGA
Messenger RNA from Caenorhabditis sp. 36 PRJEB53466, 8458 nucleotides. The record is from the annotation of a GenBank genome assembly. Lineage: Eukaryota; Metazoa; Nematoda; Chromadorea; Rhabditida; Rhabditidae.